Molecule: messenger RNA, 2037 nt
Organism: Entamoeba invadens IP1
Lineage: Eukaryota; Evosea; Mastigamoebida; Endamoebidae
Product: ankyrin repeat-containing protein, putative
Exons: 1
Coding region: 1-2037 (678 amino acids)
Molecular function (GO): protein binding
Source: RefSeq, a predicted model, not a curated record
AUGGAUAAAGAUUUAGAAGUUCCUCUCUCCCCUCCACUCUUUCAAUUUGAAAAUACAAACGUCCCUCUUCCACAUGCUUUCUUAAUUUCACAUCGUCCCGAAUUCAUCGACUUUUAUUUAGACGAAAACCCUGAUAAAGUGAAUUAUCAAGAUAUCCAUGGGAACACUGCUUUAAUGGUAGCAACACGAAUGGGACUUGACUCUUUGAUUGAAUUAUUGCUCUCAAGAGGAGCUCAACCGAACAUCCAAAAUGAAGAUGGGAUGGUCGCCCUUUUUGUUGCACUUCUCUAUAACAAAAUGACCAGCGCCACUGUGUUAAUUAAAGAAAUGAAAUUGUCCUGGACUUCCCGAUUUUUUGGGACUCGAGAUACCUACGGGUAUACUAUUUUACACUAUUUGGCUCUGACGAAUGGUCUCGAGGAGUGGGCUAUCAAAUAUAAACUCCAACGCUUUGUAGAGGACAACAGUAACAUCAUGAAUGAGACGCCGCUCAUAGUAGCUGCGAAGAAUAAGAAUUCGAAUGCCGUCAAAGGAUUACUUCGCCUUGGUGCUGAUCCCAAUAAAGGAAACAGUGACGGUGUUCUACCAUUGAUGUUCGCAUUACAACGCGCUGAUGUUGAGAGUUGUAAGACUCUUUUUGUAUCUCUGAAGAACAAUGCAUACACCGACAAGAAUGGCAAACAACUCUUUCACUACGCUAUCAAAAGUGGCAACAUCAAAAUAGUCGCCGAGCUCUUAAAGUGGUAUGGAUAUGACGAGAGGAGUGUGAUCUGCUUACAAAACAUUUUAUAUGAGAUAUCGGAGUCGGGGCGGUUCGAUGGGUUCUCCGGUGUCGUCCAGAGGGAGUUGAAAGUCAUGCAAAUCGAAUUUUCAAAGCAAAAUUUCUGUGACAAGUUGAAUCACCAUUUGGUCCACUACGCUAUCAAAUACAAAAUACCGGAAAUGGUGCCUUUGAUCUGUGUUUGGGACAAAAUAGCGUUAUCCCGACCUAUAGGCAACCGGUGGAGUCCUUUUCUCUAUUCGUGUGUAUUAGGGGAGGAAAGGGCCUUUGAUUAUAUAGAGCAAUUAAGUACCCGAGAUCCAUUAAAUGAUGUUGGUGCUGAUGGUGAAAAUUGUUUACAAUUAGCGACGUAUUAUAAGAACCUUGGGAUCGUCAAAAAAGUGUUAACAAAGCGCUUUGAAUUGAUCUCCAAAAAAGACGGGAAGAAUAACACGGUGUUUCAUUAUGCGGCUGCGGGGGGUGGGAGUGAGAUCUUUGACUUCUUAUAUAAAACAGCGGAGAGUCGAGUCUUCAAUUUGGGGAAUACGUUAGUUUCUGCUGUUAAUACGAAUGGGGAGAAUGUGUUACACACGGCGGUGAGUAGUGGGAAUGGCGCACUAGCUUUUCGUCUUAUUAUGAACUAUAAAAUAGAUCCUAAAAGUGUGGACUUCCAAGGGAAUGGGGUACUCCACCAUGCAGUAUUAGGAAAUCCUCAAGAGAGUUAUGUGAUGACCUUAUUACUCCGAUACUUUGAUGCACUCCCAAAGAACAAGAAAGGGUAUAGUCCUCUCCAACUCUGUUGUUUGUCGGGAAAUUACACAAAUUUGUCGGACUUUUUGAAAUUGGGAAAGACCAUCUUUGAGGAAAAAGAUGAGAAAGGCCGGACGGUGUUACAUUUGGCGUGUUUACUGGAUGACCCCUUUGUCGUUGAUGAACUAAUGAAGAACAACGUCAACACACAACAAGUAGACAAAUUGGGGAAAAAGCCGGAGAACUACGCACGAAGUGUAUUUAUCUAUCGGCGUAUCAGAAAGGAAAAAGUCCUUCCAAUCGGUAAAGUGACAGUCUGCAAAUCAUUUGGGGUUCAUUUCCAAAAGGGAAAUGUCGUCGACGUUGUUUUUGAAAACGAGAAACACACGCUAACACUCUGGGAAAACCAGCUCAAACCUAUUCAAAUGCAAUUUUGCAAAAAGUCUCAACUUUCUGUGAGCGAGCGCAACACUCUUGUCGAGGCAGAAAAGCUUUGUAAAAACAGCAAACACCACCUCUUUGUUUAA